This is a messenger RNA of Drosophila willistoni, 443 nucleotides long. RefSeq lists its product as uncharacterized. Bases 142 to 360 code for a protein of 72 amino acids. The transcript is spliced from 3 exons. The record is from RefSeq and is a predicted model, not a curated record. Lineage: Eukaryota; Metazoa; Arthropoda; Insecta; Diptera; Drosophilidae.
CUUUGCCAAGUCAAUUUGUUUUCAUACAGAAAUCACAACACAAAUAAACAACACAAAGUUUAAGAAUAAAUCUGAAAAGUUAACAAAAAAUUUCGAGUAAUUUUCUACAAAAAACAGAAACAGUGGACAAAUUUUUGUAGGAUGGCCGAUCCAGAGUUCGAUGAAUUCGAUGUAACUACCGCGCUACCAAUUGGUGGUGGCUCAAAUAAUAUUAAUUUAAAUAACGAACGCUUGGACUGCGAGCAUCUUGAUGAUAUCACCGAAAAAUGGGUUGAUCCAAAUAGGCCCGCUUUUAUUACAGUGCUUUUCCGAUUUUUUGGCAAUAUUUUUGUCGACGUCUUCAGGGCAGUUUUCUCCUAAGUAAAAAAUUCCUGUGAAAUUCCACAAAAAAACAACAUACUAUAACUCCUUUCAGUCUUAAUAAAUACACUCAUAACGAUGUA